GUUGACUGCUGCGUUGAUUGUGUUUAGUCCCAUUUCCCACCACAACUUAAUUUUACCAAUUUUUAGUCUAUUAGUGUCAAAAGUAUAGGUCAACUAUCAAUAAACAAUGACUAGGGGUGGCAGGACAGAACUAGGGGACAUAACCCCCCACAACAUCAAACAGCUGAAGAAACUGAACCAGGUUGUCUUUCCUGUCACUUACAAUGAUAAGUUCUACAAAGAUGUCUUAGAAGUUGGGGAGCUAGCCAAACUUGCAUAUUACAAUGACAUUGUAGUUGGAGCUGUAUGUUGCCGUGUUGACACAUCAGAGAAUCAACGACGUCUCUACAUCAUGACACUAGGAGCCCUGGCACCAUACAGGCGCCUAGGUAUAGGAACUGUGAUGCUGGACCAUGUUCUGGACAUCUGUACCAAGGAUGGGAACUACGACAAUGUCUUUCUACAUGUCCAAGUGAACAAUGAGGGUGCGAUCAAAUUCUACGAAAAGCACGGCUUUGCGAUUGUAGAAGAGAAAAAGAACUAUUACAAACGUAUAGAACCCGCGGACGCCUACGUUCUACAGAAAACAUUCAGGAGCAAAACAGACUCCAAGUCUUAGUGCAUUAGGAUGAUUAACUAGUUAUAUACUUGAAUAAUCAUAGUGUGUUUCUAUCAUAGGUAUUAAUUUUGUGCUUUGUAUAUACAAAUUGUGGCAUAAUAGUAUGUUUCUUUCAGGCUAUUAGUAUCACACCGAUUUUGAUAAUUACUGGGCCAUUGCCUAGUUCCAGACAGUGCCUAAAUGGUCCGACACAUAGUAAAAAGUAAUAACGAUAAUACUUAAAAGCAAAUGUUAUUUAACAGUUAAACAAAGAUGAAAAAUCUUUAAUCAAGAUAUAAUUUACGAUGAUUGAAGACAUUUAAAUCAUAUUGGUUGAAUUGCAAAUGUAAAAGUCAUGUUGGGAAAUUUUUAAUCAACUUGCACAGGUAUUGUAAAAACCCUUAAAACAGUGAUCAGGUUUAGGCACUGUCCAAGUGUUUCUUCGUAAUGAUUAUGUGCAUUAUCAUUUGUCAUAUUUUCUUUGUAAUAAACUUGUUUUCAAAUAUCA
Molecule: messenger RNA, 1085 nt
Organism: Mya arenaria
Lineage: Eukaryota; Metazoa; Mollusca; Bivalvia; Myida; Myidae
Product: N-alpha-acetyltransferase 50-like
Exons: 5
Coding region: 107-598 (163 amino acids)
Biological process (GO): mitotic sister chromatid cohesion
Cellular component (GO): NatA complex
Molecular function (GO): acyltransferase activity, transferring groups other than amino-acyl groups
Source: RefSeq, a predicted model, not a curated record